Messenger RNA from Ilex paraguariensis (yerba mate), 861 nucleotides. The record is from the annotation of a GenBank genome assembly. NCBI's taxonomy places the organism in Eukaryota, Viridiplantae, Streptophyta, Magnoliopsida, Aquifoliales, Aquifoliaceae.
AUGGAAACAAAUCUGGCUCACUGUGGAGAUUCAGAUCUGCUCGAUCUCAUGGCCGAUGGAGAUCCAGAUCUAUUUGCCCCUCUCUUUCUCCUGUCACUCUCAUCCAAACAUCACUGUGAGAGCUCGUCCAAGGUCUAUUGCACAGAGGCGAUGAAGAAGACGGAAAAGGUAGCUUGGUUAAUGUUUCUGGAGAAUCUUAUGGAAGACAAGCAAUUGAAUUUUAACCAACCACUUCUUUCUGUGAGGCGCGUCUCGUCAACAGUGGCCUCAGAAAAAGAUGUUAAAAGGAAAACACGUAAUCCCCACUGCAAUAUACCUCCUGUUCCUUCUUACGAAUCAGAGUUGAAAUCAGGUCCAGUGACCAACCCAGGUGUUGUUCCAUUUAUCUGGGAACAGACCCCUGGAAGACCAAAGGAUGAAAGCAAACCACAAACUCAUGCUAUUGAUCGACCUCCCAUUGUCCCAAAGCUCCCUCCUGGGAGGAUUUUGACAGCUAAACAAUGGCAUUCUGAUAAUGUUCCCGAAGAUGAAAGGGUCACCAAGCAUCAAGGAGGAAAAGUACCUUCUGGUUCACAGCGCGUUCCAUCUUUGGAUGAAAAUGUAACUAAACUGGAAAGUUCCACAGAUAUAAUGGAGGCGAAGGAAAGCUCUGAGUCAGGGGAUGAUGAGGAAACAUAUUUAGAUGCACGUGAUACACUAUCACGAACUGAAUCAUUCUUCUUGAACUGUAGUGUAAGUGGUUUAAGUGGAUACGAUGGUCCAGAUGUUAAACCAUCUGGAACUUUUUCGACUGAUCCACAAACUCGAGACUUUAUNCCCUUUUCUUCUUUCUCUAAUAUUGUGUUAAUUCUCUUAACUUAA